Messenger RNA from Odocoileus virginianus texanus, 9667 nucleotides. Lineage: Eukaryota; Metazoa; Chordata; Mammalia; Artiodactyla; Cervidae. The record is from RefSeq and is a predicted model, not a curated record.
UGGCGCGCGGCCGGUUGGGCCUAAGUGUGGGGAAGAAGGCAGGUUUAGGAAGCUCUGUGGCCGGAGCGGAGGGGAACUCUGAAGUGAAGGCGGCAGCUGGACUCCACAACUAGGGCUGACGCCGGUCUGCGGCGGAGGCCGGGUGAGGAAGGGCAGAGAACCCGUGCUCCAGUUCAGGCGACUCCCCUGAUUCCCCGGCCGCCCCUUGUUUAGCGAGUGGGAAGGGAUCCGGCUGGGGCUGUCUUGAAGAGGUUUCCUGGGAAGCAUCUGAAGUUCCCUCGCUCCUGUCUUGUCCCGUGUACUUGAACUUAUUUCAGAGGUCCCUAGUCCAGUUCCUCCUCUCUCUGAUGGGUUAGCUCUGAGCCUGUGUUUCAGAGGUGCAUACGUUGACUAGACAAGAAAGUUCCUAAUCUACAGAAACGAUACCAGUAGUGAGGUUUCAGAUAAGUAUUUACCUCCUAUGGUGCUUGUCUUUGCUCUUUGAGACCUUUCCGUUUGUACCUGUGUCAGGCUCUUGAGGAGAAGACCUGAUUGCCCAGUUAGUAUUUUCCCCUUGCUUACAACGUUCCCAACGAGCGGAUGAGAAUGGAAUAUUUUUAGGAAAUUUGGCGUCUUUAUUAUUAAGACAUUCAAGAGCUAUGAGAAAUAAUAGAAUUCCGUAUGUCCUUUCUGUUUUUCUGCUGAGUGUAUUUAUUAAAUUAUCCUGUACUGAUUCAGUGCACAUUCUUGUAAAAUUACUUCGAUAUUGACAGGAGAGGUGGUCUUGUUAUAUUGUAGUGUUUUGUUUCUAAUUUAUUUGAAUCUUGUUUUCUAGCACUCCCAAACUCCCACUGUCAGAAUUCUUACAAAAACUAUUCUUGAUUUCUUUCUGUUGGAUUCGAGUUUGUGACAGAGGUGGGCAGAUUAAGUUUCUGUUGAAGAGCAAGACUACUCUCCCAUGUCCUCUUUUUCUUCUUUCUGGGAAGAAGACUAUGGAUAAUGUGGUUUUCCUUUAGAAAGCCUCUGUCUGUUGGUAUGUCAGUCAAAAAUUGAACAAAGAAAAAUCAUUGGAGGUGGAAACUAACAUUUCUAGUGUUCUACUCUCCUGCAUUGUUAUAUAUUUUGAGUAUCUUUUUGUUUUUUUUUUUAAAACACUGUACUUAGAAAUGACUGAACUGAUACUUGGGUUUUUCUGUCUGCUAAAAUUUUGAUUUGACUGGUGGAGUAGGCUUAUUUUCUAAUGUCAAUUCCUGACAAGCCUUUUGAUAGUGCUUAGUGGAUCUGCAUAUGCAAGUCUGCAAAGGAGAAGAGGCAAUGUGUUGGUGAUCCAUGAGAGAGGUCUUUGAAUGAACUCAUGAAAUGGCCACAGAUGAUAAGACUUCUCCAACAUUGGACUCCGCUAAUGACUUACUUCGGUCUCCUACCAGUCCUUCUCAUCUCACACACUUUAAACCUCUGACUCCUGAUCAGGACGAGCCUGCUUUUAAAUCAGCAUAUAGUUCUUUUGUCAAUCUCUUUCGAUUUAACAAAGAGAGAGGAGAAGGGGUCCAGGGAGAGCAACAGUCUCUGAGUGGGAGUUGGACCAGCCCUCAGCUCCCUUCAAGGACACAAUCUGUGAGAUCACCUACACCUUAUAAAAAGCAGCUUAAUGAGGAGUUCCAGCGUCGAUCUUCAGUGUUAGAGGACAGUUUGCAACACCCCCAGGAGAACUCAGACACCAGAAGGAAGGCAGAACCUACUUUUGGAGGUCAUGACCCUCGCACAGCUGUUCAGCUUCGAAGCCUCAGCACAGUAUUAAAACGCCUCAAGGAAAUCAUGGAGGGGAAGAGCCAGGAUAGUGACCUGAAGCAAUACUGGAUGCCAGAUAGCCAGUGUAAAGAGUGCUAUGACUGUAAUGAGAAGUUUACCACUUUCAGGCGCAGACACCACUGCCGGCUGUGUGGGCAGAUUUUCUGCAGUCGUUGCUGCAAUCAAGAAAUCCCUGGAAAAUUUAUGGGUUAUACAGGGGACCUCCGAGCCUGUACAUACUGUAGAAAAAUAGCCUUAAGUUAUGCUCAUUCCACAGACAGUAAUUCCAUUGGUGAAGACUUGAAUGCUCUUUCAGACUCCGCUUCCUCUGUGUCUGUACUUGAUCCGAGUGAACCCCGUACACCUGUGGGGAGUAGAAAAGCCAGCCGCAACAUAUUUUUAGAGGAUGAUUUUGCCUGGCAAAGAUCAGCCAGCAUUACUAAUCUGUCACUGGAUCGAUCUGGGUCUCCAAUGGUACCAUCAUACGAGACAUCUGUCAGUCCCCAGGCUAACCGAACGUAUGUUCGGGCAGAGACCACUGAGGAUGAACGCAAAAUUCUUCUGGACAGCGUUCAGUUAAAAGACCUCUGGAAGAAGAUCUGCCAUCACAGCAGCGGGAUGGAGUUCCAGGACCACCGCUACUGGCUGAGAACACACCCCAACUGCAUUGUCGGCAAGGAGUUAGUCAACUGGCUAAUCCGGAAUGGACACAUUGCUACAAGGGCACAGGCUAUAGCAAUUGGACAGGCGAUGGUGGAUGGACGUUGGCUGGACUGUGUCAGUCAUCACGACCAGCUCUUUCGGGAUGAGUACGCUCUGUACAGACCGCUGCAGAGUACAGAAUUUUCCGAGACCCCUUCUCCGGACAGUGACUCGGUGAACUCCGUGGAAGGACACUCUGAGCCGUCCUGGUUUAAAGACAUCAAGUUUGAUGACAGUGACACUGAGCAGAUAGCUGAAGAAGGUGACGAUAAUUUGACUAAUUCUGCCAGUCCUAGCAAGCGCACAUCAGUCAGCAGUUUCCAGUCCACAGUGGACAGUGACUCAGCUGCUUCCAUCAGCCUGAACGUGGAGCUGGACAACGUCAACUUCCAUAUCAAGAAGCCCUCCAAGUACCCACAUGUGCCCCCUCACCCUGCUGACCAGAAAGAGUAUUUGAUUUCUGACAAUGGAGGACAACAGCUAUCAAUAAGCGACGCCUUCAUCAAAGAAUCCUUAUUUAACCGUCGAGUUGAGGAAAAAUCCAAAGAACUGCCCUUCACACCUUUGGGCUGGCAUCAUAACAACCUGGAGCUGCUGAGGGAGGAGAAUGGAGAGAAACAAGCUAUGGAGAGGCUGCUUUCAGCUAAUCAUAACCACAUGAUGGCGCUGCUGCAACAGUUGCUCCACAGUGAGUCACUGUCCACGUCCUGGAGGGACAUCAUCGUAUCCCUGGUCUGCCAGGUUGUUCAGACAGUCCGACCUGACGUCAAGAACCGGGAUGAUGACAUGGAUAUCCGCCAGUUUGUCCACCUCAAAAAAAUCCCAGGUGGAAAGAAGUUUGAUUCUGUGGUUGUCAAUGGAUUUGUUUGCACCAAGAAUAUUGCACAUAAAAAGAUGAAUUCUUCUAUUAAAAACCCCAAAAUUCUUCUGUUGAAGUGUUCCAUUGAAUAUCUCUACAGAGAAGAAACCAAAUUUACUUGCAUUGAUCCUAUUGUGCUUCAGGAAAGGGAAUUCCUAAAGAAUUAUGUUCAGCGAAUAGUUGAUGUUCGACCCACACUGGUUCUGGUUGAGAAAACGGUAUCUCGAAUUGCACAGGAUAUGUUGCUGGAACAUGGCAUUACUUUGGUCAUUAAUGUAAAAUCACAAGUUUUAGAACGAGUUAGCCGGAUGACCCAAGGUGAUUUGGUGAUGUCAAUGGACCAGCUGCUUACCAAACCCCACCUGGGCACCUGUCAUAAAUUUUACAUGCAGAUGUUUCUGUUGCCUAAUGAACAAACCAAGACACUGAUGUUUUUUGAAGGCUGUCCACAGCACCUGGGCUGUACAAUCAAGCUUAGAGGAGGCUCUGAUUAUGAGCUGGCUCGAGUUAAGGAGAUCUUAAUAUUUAUGAUCUGUGUAGCUUAUCAUUCUCAACUAGAAAUCUCCUUCCUCAUGGAUGAAUUUGCUAUGCCUCCUAUGUUAACGCAAAACCCUUCCUUCCAUUCUCUGAUUGAGGGACAGGAGGAUGAAGGGGCUGCACAGGAGCCGUUCAGCGGAAGUCCCCUCCCCCGGGAGCCUGACAUCCCCCUGGACUUUCUGCCUUCUGAUGAUGGCAGUUUGCUAGAAUCAAGGAUUCUGUUUGAGAAGGGUGAACAAGAAAAUAAGAGCAUGCCACAGGAUGUUGCCUCUUUGAAGCCUCAAGAGCAUGCCCCAGCAGCUUGCCCGGUGGGUGCCCCCUGCGCCCUCUUCCCAUCAGUACCAGAGUCAUUGCUGCCGCUCCAUGUGGAUGACCAACAGGACGCCAUAGGCAGCGAGCAGCCAGAGGCUUUGCAGCAAACAGAGGACCUUCCGGAUCCCACAAGCCAGAUGAGAGCCUUUAGAGACCCUCUGCAGGAUGACACCGGCCUGUAUGUUACCGAGGAAGUUACCUCUUCUGAAGAUAAACGGAAGACUGAUUCUUUGACCUUUAAACAAGAGUUGAAAGAUGUGAUCCUCUGCAUCUCACCAGUCAUCACAUUCCGGGAGCCAUUCCUUUUAACUGACAAGGGUAUGAGAUGCUCUACCCGAGAUUAUUUUGCAGAGCAGGUUUACUGGUCUCCUCUCCUCAAUAAGGAGUUCAAGGAAAUGGAGAGCAGGCGGAAGAAACAGAUGCUUAGGGAUCUCUCUGGCCUUCAGGGCAUGAAUGGAAGUGUUCAGGCCAAGUCCAUUCAAGUCCUACCUUCACAUGAGCUCGUGAGCACCAGAAUUGCUGAGCAUCUCGGUGACAGCCAGAGCUUGGGGAGAAUGCUAGCUGAUUAUCGGGCCAGAGGAGGAAGAAUCCAGCAAAAACAUUCAGACCCUUUUGCUUACUCAAAGGAGGCGUCGAGUACCUCAAGUGGCAAAUCAGGAAGCAGAACUGAAGGUGAUGAAGAAAAAGGGUUGAUUACAAGUGAUGCAGUGUGGUCGACAAAGGUGGACUGUCUGAGCCCUGUCAACCACCAGAGGCUGUGCGUGCUCUUCAGCAGCUCUUCUGCCCAGUCCAGCAACGCCCCCAGUGCCUGCGUCAGCCCUUGGAUUGUAACAAUGGAAUUUUAUGGAAAAAAUGAUCUUACAUUAGGAAUAUUUUUAGAGAGAUACUGUUUCCGGCCUUCCUAUCAGUGCCCUAGCAUGUUCUGUGAUACCCCCAUGGUGCACCACAUUCGACGCUUCGUCCAUGGCCAAGGCUGUGUGCAGAUAAUCCUGAAGGAGCUGGAUUCUCCGGUACCUGGAUAUCAGCAUACAAUUCUCACCUACUCCUGGUGCAGAAUCUGCAAACAGGUAACACCAGUUGUCGCUCUUUCCAAUGAGUCUUGGUCCAUGUCAUUUGCAAAAUACCUUGAACUUAGGUUUUAUGGGCACCAGUAUACUCGCAGAGCCAAUGCUGAGCCGUGUGGUCACUCCAUCCACCAUGAUUAUCACCAGUAUUUCUCCUAUAACCAGAUGGUGGCAUCUUUCAGUUAUUCUCCCAUUCGGCUUCUUGAAGUGUGUGUUCCACUUCCCAAAAUAUUCAUUAAACGUCAAGUCCCAUUAAAAGUGUCCCUUCUUCAGGAUCUGAAGGACUUCUUUCAAAAAGUUUCACAGGUAUAUCUUGCUGUGGAUGAAAGACUUGCAUCUUUGAAAACUGAUACAUUUAGCAAAUCAAGAGAGGAAAAAAUGGAAGAUAUCUUUGCACAAAAAGAGAUGGAAGAAAGCGAGUUUAAGGGCUGGACUGAGAAGAUGCAGGCGCGGCUCCUGUCUUCCUCUGUGGAGACCCCCCAGCAGCUGCAGUCAGUCUUCGAGUCGCUCAUUGCCAAGAAACAGAGCCUCUGUGAGGCGCUGCAAGCUUGGAAUAACAGGCUGCAAGACCUUUUCCAACAAGAAAAGGGUAGGAAGCGGCCUUCAGUUCCUCCAAGUCCUGGAAGACUGAGACAGGGUGAAGAAAGCAAGAUAAGUGCAGUGGAUGCAUCUCCACGGAAUGCUUCUCCAGGACUUCCAAAUGGAGAAAAAGAGGACCGCUUCUUGGCCACCCUGUCCAGUCAGAGCUCCACCAGUUCCCCCCAUCUCCAGCUGCCCACUUCUCCUGAAGGCGUGUCUGAGCAGGCCAUGGGAGGGCCCCCCGAACUCGAUACUGCCAGCAGUUCUGAAGAUGUAUUUGAUGGACAUUUGCUGGGAUCUACAGACAGCCAGGUGAAGGAAAAAUCAACCAUGAAAGCCAUUUUUGCAAAUUUGCUUCCAGGAAAUAGCUAUAACCCUAUUCCAUUUCCUUUCGAUCCAGAUAAACACUACUUAAUGUAUGAACAUGAACGCGUGCCCAUUGCAGUCUGUGAGAAGGAGCCCAGCUCCAUCAUUGCCUUUGCUCUCAGCUGUAAAGAAUACCGGAAUGCCUUAGAGGAAUUGUCCAAAGCCACUCAGCGGAACAGUGCUGAAGAAGGGCUUCCAACAAACAGUACUUUAGACAGCAGACCAAAGAGUAGCAGCCCAAUUAGAUUACCUGAGAUCAGUGGAGGACAGACAAACCGUGCCGUAGACGCAGAACCACAACCAACCAAAAAGGCUUCUGGAAUGUUGUCCUUCUUCCGAGGGACAGCAGGGAAAAGCCCUGACCUCUCUUCCCAGAAGAGAGAGACCUUACGUGGAGCAGAUAGUGCUUACUACCAAGUGGGGCAGACGGGCAAGGAGGGGACGGAGAAUCAAGGCAUUGAGCCUCAAGAUGAAGUAGAUGGAGGAGAUACACAGAAGAAACAACUUACAAAUCCUCAUGUGGAGCUUCAAUUUUCAGAUGCCAACGCCAAGUUUUACUGUCGGCUCUACUAUGCGGGAGAGUUUCAUAAGAUGCGAGAAGUGAUUCUGGGCAGCAGCGAAGAAGAUUUCAUUCGUUCCCUUUCUCACUCUUCUCCGUGGCAGGCCCGAGGAGGCAAAUCAGGAGCUGCCUUUUACGCUACUGAAGAUGACAGAUUCAUUUUGAAGCAAAUGCCUCGUCUGGAAGUCCAGUCUUUUCUUGACUUCGCACCACACUACUUCAAUUACAUUACAAAUGCCGUUCAGCAAAAGAGGCCUACUGCAUUGGCCAAGAUUCUUGGAGUUUACAGAAUUGGUUAUAAGAAUUCUCAGAACAACACUGAGAAGAAGCUAGAUCUCCUUGUCAUGGAAAAUCUUUUCUACGGGAGAAAGAUGGCACAGGUUUUUGAUUUGAAGGGUUCACUUAGGAAUCGAAAUGUAAAAACUGAUACCGGGAAAGAGAGCUGUGAUGUCGUUCUUCUGGAUGAAAAUCUCUUAAAGAUGGUUCGAGACAACCCUCUGUAUAUCCGUUCUCAUUCCAAAGCUGUGCUGAGAGCCUCGAUCCGGAGCGACUCCCACUUCCUUUCUAGCCAUCUCAUUAUAGACUAUUCUUUGCUAGUUGGGCGAGACGAUACCAGCAAUGAGCUUGUAGUAGGAAUUAUAGAUUAUAUCCGAACAUUUACCUGGGACAAAAAGCUUGAGAUGGUUGUGAAAUCAACAGGAAUUUUAGGAGGACAAGGUAAAAUGCCGACCGUGGUCUCCCCGGAGUUGUACAGGACUAGAUUCUGUGAAGCCAUGGACAAGUAUUUCCUGAUGGUGCCAGACCACUGGACAGGCUUGGGUCUGAACUGCUGAGAUGAAGCACGUGCUCUGAAACGGGCCAGGAGGACAGGGGCCCUGGAACCAGAGGACCGCAAGUCAGCCACAUGUUUUAUUUCUUCGUCACAUUCACCACAGUGUGCAGAGGCCUUUCAGUUCUGAGGUUGGCUAGGCCAUCUAUAGCUGAAGGGUUGAAACUCCAUGGAUUUGCAGUUUGGUUUUUAAUACCCACAAGUUAGCUGUCUGUGGGCUGGGAAAUUGCACAAAUAUUUUGUUCACAUAAGCUGAAAUCUAGAUUCAUUUCAAAGGGCUGAGGACAAACGUAUGGUUGGAGAUGAGAUCGGUUGAACAAUGGUUUGUCAUGUUUGCUGACAAUCCCACUAAGCAAACAGUGUCUCAUAGAUAGUGAGCCUCCUGGCCUCACAUUGGAUACAUUCUUUAUCUGGAAAGGAUUGGUAGAGCUGACGAAUUUUUCUUGUGUUUCUUAUGUAACAAUUUAAUGUUUGCCUAUUAUCAGAAUUUCUGAAACUUUAAAACAAUUCUGAAUUAUUCUAUCCAUGGCCAGUUAAACAGAUGGAUGCAAGCUGUUCUUGUUCUGCUGAGGAAUUUGACUUAAAUUGGGAAUCCUCUCCUGUUCUGUAUCUUGCCCUGUUUUCAAGGAUGUUUGAUAUUUUUCAAGUUCUGUCACUUCUUGUCUGUGGGUGACAGGAGGCCACAGCCAUUAACUUCAAGCCUUUUUCUGGAGCUGUUUUUUAAGCCUGUUUAUAACUUUUGUGCAAGUAAUAUGCAGAACUGCAUUUGUCUGCACAUGCUCAUAGUUUAGGUUUUUCUCCCACCUUCAGGGAGAUAUUACUAAAUGAGUCUAAAAUGACUAAAUCCCAAAAGGGAUAAUUAGUAAUGGAAGAUUAUUUUUAAUCUAAAAAGAAAACUUAGGCCUGCUCCCAGACAUUGAGCGAGGGAAGCGCUCGCCUGCUCUCUGUAGAGGUAAAGGGCCUGUGCUGGACUACAGUAUACUGGGGGGUAACUCGUGAUUCAUGGAGCAUCUGUAAAACUGAGAUGUUUCCCAUAUGGACAUCCUUGUUCUCUAACUUUCUGUAUGAAUUUCUAGGCCAGUUCUGACUGUUGAGAAAUGUUAAGAAAGAAGGUAUUCUUAGUAAGAAACUCCUUGUUUAAUAGUUUUUGUUUGUCUAAAAAGUGAUCAGAGGUACUAAACUAUGGCUAACAACACAACCCCAGACACUUUCUCUUGGCUUCUUUCCAUAAUAAGGCUAAUUUGGGGAUUUAUAACAUUUUAAGGUUUCCACUCUGUCAGGCUUCCCAUAGUAGCAUGUUUGUUUUGCAACGUUCACAUAAUAAGAAAAAGUCUGGAUACAUUCCAGUUACAGAGACGUAAGUUUAUGAAAUAGGAACAUUUUGGAAAGUUUACUUGAGAAAAUGAAAGCUUUAGUUUGGUGUUUGGUGCUUAUUAGAGACAUGGUUUGCAUUAGAAACAAGCUGACCAAGGACUUCCAACUGAUCUGAUGACAAGCAUUUUUUUUUUUUUUAAACAUACGGUGUGCCUUUCGAACAAUACAAAGCCCUGAUGUUGGUUUUGAUGUCAAAGACCAGUCCAGGACUGGAAGAUGUGGAGAUAUUAACUCCUCUCGUGUCCAGGAACAGUGGAUACUGCAUCUCAUUUCGAAUGUAAACAUGUCUUGUGUCUCUGUUUAUUUUUGUAUGUGUCAGGAUACUUAGGGUUGUUUAUCCUGUCCAUUGCUCAUACCUCUAGUCAGGAACACUUCCAGGAGCAGGUGUCUUCCCCUUGAUGCAAUCAGAUUGUUUCUCUGUUUUGGUCUCAAUACCACAUGUACAGCUUGAGUGCUCCAUUGGAAUAGGUCUUGACAAUAAUGCGUCUUCUUGAUUUUGGUUUCUUUGCCCUUGACUUGAAGAACCAAUUAUUAUUAUUAUUUUUUUAAGUACUGCUGUUGCUUAGGUAUUUUUGUGGCUAAAAAAUUCCAAUGUAAUUUAAUCUGAAGCAGUACUUGUUUCCUUGCAAGGGUGGUCUGUCCAUUUAAAACUGUGUUAAUGAAAGGAAAAUAUAAAACUUAAUUUGUCAUGAGUGGUAGAACUGUAUAUACCUGGCCUC